AAGUAUACUAUGGAUAUACAACGCGAUCCCGUCUCGAUUCCCCGGCGCCCAGGCCCCUAAAGAUGCCAAAGAGAUUGUAAUCGCUUGCCCUUAUCUAGCUUUUCGUUUGUUAUAAUUCGUCAUUUUGUUGGGAGCGGUAGGAACAAUCCACGUAGCAGCCCGUUGACGUUUGGCUUUGCCCAGGCCGAAAGUGCUCCCAUUCCGAAUUCUGUGGCAGUGGGAUUUGUUAAUGAGAGACGAGCUACUCACUCGGACUGUGACCAAUGUUUAUGUUGGUUUUAUUCUGUCUUGUGUGCCAAUACCUUUCCAGAUUGAGUCUUAUAUAUGGUGGGAUGGUGAAGCCAGUGUAAUGAGUGGGAACAAAAUCCAGCAUUGUCGUGCGAGGAUCCCUAUUCGUUGUUGUGUGAUCCGACAUCUCGUUCCAGAAUCUAAUUAUCAUUGUCGUACAGUGGAGUUGUUGAUCUUUGAUUAUGUUCCCCAAUUGUGUGGGUAGUUCAUCUUCGUCUUCGCCUUCGAUCUCUUUUGGAAUGUGUUCCGCAGCCUCGGCCCUCUCCCUCUCCAAUGUGCUCUCCACCUCCCCAAGUUUGAGUGGUUCGCCAGCCACUUUGGUUCCCUCCCCAAGGAACCAUAAAACAAACACAACCACAUCAGUCCCAUCCUCGCAUUCACUAGCCUCCGAUUUAUCCAACACUUAUGGAACCCAACUUGGGUACUAUGGGGGCUCUGCGGCCUCUGUGCCCGGAGACUACUACCCACAUCCAGCCAUGUACCAUCACAAUCCCUCGUCUAAUGCCAUGGAUAACUGGCAUCAUCCCUACAAUCCGUUGGGCCACUUCUAUCGAGGCUAUGAAGCGGCUGCCGCCAUGGCAGAGUGGCCCAUGGUACACGCCCAGACCGCAUCUCAUGAGCAAUUGAACGGAGUGGGCAGUACGGCAGACCUCCUCAAUUCGGGUCCGACCGAUCCUUAUGGUUAUCGUCUUUCAUCCGAUGUGAGCAUUGGCAACCACCCCAGCCCACGAUCCCCGCCCGAGUACAAAACAAUUAGAGAUUCAGAUCGACAUCUCGACCAUGGGGUGAAUGGGGCAUCGUCGCGGGUCAGUGCUCAAGACUUGAAUAAUUUGACCGGAGUUCCAUUGGGCUCAAACAAUGGCAUGAAUGGAUCUACCAGUGGCGGAGUCGAGUCUGGGCCCUCUUCUCAAUCCCCCAGGGAUAUGAUUGGCGAGGACUCUCUCAAAUGUGAUGGACCCGACUCUCCUGGGAGUGUCGAGAAUGACUCGAUGCUCCACUCUAGAGCAAUGCAAUCCAGUUCUCCUUACAAAUGGCUUGAUCGGUCUGGCUAUCAGCAACGCAUUGGAGCCAAAGAAGGUGCGACCCUGCUUUCGCAUUCAAGUCGGACGAGAACAAAGGACAAAUAUCGAGUGGUGUACAGUGACCAUCAGCGUUUGGAAUUGGAGAAAGAAUUUCACUACAGUCGUUACAUCACAAUUAGGCGAAAAGCGGAAUUGGCUCAAGCUUUGAAUCUCUCCGAACGACAGGUGAAAAUAUGGUUCCAAAAUCGAAGAGCAAAGGAAAGAAAACACAUGAAGAAACGAGAUGAGAUCAUACAAAAAGAGAAGUUAGAUGCUGCCUCUAGUCUGCAUGCGGUCACAGCUGCGGCUGCAGGGCAUCAUGCGGCGGUGGCCGCCUCUGCCAACCAUAUGUUUGCCAUGGGACCAAUGAGUCAUAUGCUUCAUCCUGGAAUGCCACCCCAUCUCUGAUAUUCAAAAGACUUGAUCGAAAGUCCACGCGAACCCAUCCACUUCUUGCCAGCCGGCUCUAUGAAGACUAUGAGUCGGCCGGAAGGUCAAGCAAGCAAGUCAGCUUCCUUCUGCCAGAGAGCUCGGUGAGCUUUAGGAAAAAGCUUCCUAUCCCAACCACUUGCCACAUUUCAUCCGUCCUGGUGAACCCUUCAAUUCAUGAUAUUCCAUUGAUAGAAUUAUGGAACUGAUGCACCUAAACGAUUACUUUCAAACAGCAGCAACAAAAACAAAAACAGCGACGAUGACUACAAAUUACGAUAGAGAAUACCUACUGCAGCCAAAUUGAAAAUAAAAAUGACAUCGGUAAUAUGUA
This is a messenger RNA of Tigriopus californicus, 2112 nucleotides long. RefSeq names its product homeobox protein CDX-1-like. Gene Ontology annotation, cellular component: nucleus. The record is from RefSeq and is a predicted model, not a curated record. Lineage: Eukaryota; Metazoa; Arthropoda; Copepoda; Harpacticoida; Harpacticidae. Gene Ontology annotation, biological process: animal organ morphogenesis; embryo development; regulation of transcription by RNA polymerase II. The coding region runs from base 471 to 1757 and encodes 428 amino acids. Gene Ontology annotation, molecular function: DNA-binding transcription factor activity, RNA polymerase II-specific; RNA polymerase II transcription regulatory region sequence-specific DNA binding. The transcript has 3 exons.